Messenger RNA from Lampris incognitus (smalleye Pacific opah), 595 nucleotides. RefSeq names its product histone H4. Gene Ontology annotation, molecular function: DNA binding; protein heterodimerization activity; structural constituent of chromatin. The transcript has a single exon. The coding region runs from base 42 to 353 and encodes 103 amino acids. The record is from RefSeq and is a predicted model, not a curated record. Gene Ontology annotation, cellular component: nucleosome. Gene Ontology annotation, biological process: nucleosome assembly. NCBI's taxonomy places the organism in Eukaryota, Metazoa, Chordata, Actinopteri, Lampriformes, Lampridae.
AACAUAACUCUGCUUGUAUAACAGAAAGGAACAGAUUCAUCAUGAGUGGACGCGGCAAAGGCGGUAAAGGACUCGGAAAAGGAGGCGCCAAGCGCCACCGUAAAGUACUUCGUGAUAACAUCCAGGGCAUCACCAAGCCCGCCAUCCGCCGCCUGGCUCGCCGUGGCGGAGUGAAGCGUAUCUCCGGUCUGAUCUACGAGGAGACUCGCGGCGUCCUGAAGGUUUUCCUGGAGAACGUGAUCCGUGAUGCCGUCACCUACACCGAGCACGCCAAGAGGAAGACCGUUACCGCCAUGGACGUGGUCUACGCCCUGAAGAGACAGGGUCGCACCCUGUACGGCUUCGGAGGUUAAAUUCAAAGGUUAAAUCGCUAAACCCAACGGCUCUUUUAAGAGCCACCCAAAAGUUACAAAAGAAUUAUUUCCAUGUCGUUGCAUUUCAUAAAGACGCUAAUCGGAAUUAGGGCAGUCAUGUCUGCCCAGUAAAACGACAUGGCUGCAGUUAACUACUGCUAUAGCCACUCAUACAGGCUAACGUGAAUGGAAAGUCAAACUACAACGAUAAUGAGUAGAGCACGUAAAUAGGAAUAAACAUU